AUCUCGUAGCCGGGUGCAGCCGCGUGUCGGUUAAAUUUAUUAUUCCACGGCUUUGCCUGCCCGAGGCCCAGCUCCCUCCUCCCCUCUCACCAGUCUGUCUUCGAUUCUCCAUGUCGAGGUAUUUUUCUUCUUCGCCUCUGAGGUUUCCUCUCGGUCGAUCUCUUCUCCUUCCCCUCUGGAUCUCGAAACCGCUGCAGUCGAAACAAAAAUUCCUAGUUCCUUUUCACUCCGAGACGCCGAGCCAGAUCUAGGGUUUCUCGUUUCUUGAAAUCGCGAUUAGCAUCGUUUCGAGGCGUGAUUGGCAUCAGAUCUGUCGAUUUGGGGGGCGAUGAUAACGAUUUGGAAGAAAUUAUGCGGAAAAGAUUGACGCUGGAACCCUAGUUCAAGUGAUCUGCGGUGUUUCUUGACCGAAUCUGCUAUCGUUGUUGUUGGAUUUUGGAGACCUUGUGGGGAUGCAUUCAAGAUCAGGACAGUCGUCUUAUCGGGAUCGGACGCAGGAGUUUCUUACCGUCGUUGAAAGAUUAAAGAAGUCUUUCUCGUCCGCGCCCAAUGGGCCAAGUAGUAGCGCUGGAUCGAGAUCGGAGGGGCAGAAAACGGCGGCCUCGAUUCAGUCGGAAUUCAACAGGAGGGCUUCAAAAAUUGGGCUUGGGAUCCAUCAGGCAUCACAAAAGCUUGCGAAACUCGCAAAGCUGGCAAAGAGAACAUCAGUUUUUGACGACCCCACUGUGGAGAUACAUGAACUGACAGCACUUAUCAAGCAGGAUAUCAAUGCUUUAAAUUCUGCGGUCAUAGACCUGCAACUCAUCUGCAAUUCACAGAAUGAAAGUGGGAAUAUUUCCAGUGACACUACCAAUCAUUCAACCACAGUGGUUGAUAAUUUGAAGAACCGCUUGAUGAGUACAACAAAGGAGUUCAAAGAAGUGCUGACCAUGCGAACAGAGAACUUGAAGGUCCAUGAGAAUAGAAGGCAGUUGUUUUCUUCAUCAGCUUCAAAGGAUUCAACCAAUCCGUUCAUCCGACAACGCCCACUAGUUUCCAAGGCAGCCUCCGAUUCAUCUGCACCACCAGCACCAUGGGCAGAUAGCUCAUCAUCUUCUCCUCAGCUGUUUCCCAGAAAGAAGAUGAAUGGGGACCCAUCCUCAUCAACUCAGCCAUUGGUGCAGCAGCAGCAAAUGGUUCCAGUACAGGAUAAUUACAUGCAGAGCAGAGCAGAGGCUCUUCAUAAUGUUGAAUCAACAAUUCAUGAGCUGAGCAACAUAUUUACACAACUAGCUACAAUGGUGUCACAGCAGGGAGAGCUUGCCAUCAGGAUUGACGAGAACAUGGAUGACACUUUGGCUAAUGUAGAGGGAGCGCAAGGGGCACUGCUGAAGUACCUUAACAGCGUAUCAUCCAAUAGGUGGCUGAUGAUCAAGAUAUUCUUUGUGCUGAUGGUUUUCCUUAUGAUUUUCCUAUUUUUUGUUGCAUAAUUCUUAACAAAACAUUAACAGUGCCGUCUUUUUGUCCAAGGAUCGGCUAUGCAUAGAAUACUUUUUCUGCUCACAAUUUAUUGUCGCACCUUUUCCGCUGAGUGAUCAGCAGCUUUGCAAUAUUUACCAUGGCUUUGUUUGA
Phoenix dactylifera (date palm) is the source of this 1611-nucleotide messenger RNA. RefSeq names its product syntaxin-32-like. Gene Ontology annotation, biological process: vesicle fusion; intracellular protein transport; endoplasmic reticulum to Golgi vesicle-mediated transport. Gene Ontology annotation, molecular function: SNARE binding; SNAP receptor activity. The record is from RefSeq and is a predicted model, not a curated record. Gene Ontology annotation, cellular component: SNARE complex; endomembrane system; Golgi membrane. Lineage: Eukaryota; Viridiplantae; Streptophyta; Magnoliopsida; Arecales; Arecaceae.